UGGAUAUGUUUGUCACUAUUUCUUUCUUGGGGAAGUGAAAAGUUUCACUUUCUCUAUGUGUCUUCAUAGGUGUUCCUCAGACUGACGAUAUGAAGGGAAAAAUACUUCUGGUCCUUUUGUUAUUCUGGCCAGGUGUGUGCCCACUGAGUUUCCAGGAAGUACAUGUCAAGUCAGGUGAGAUGGCGGUACUGCAGUGCCCUUCUUACAGAGAGUACAGUGAUGGAGAUGCUGAGGUGUUCUGGACCAGUCACACCGUGGAUGAAAUGAAACUCUUCAACAUGUCAACAUCAGCUGAGCAGAGGCAGAUGGGUGUGCUGGUUCAUGGAAGAAUCCUUGUCAUUCUCAGAGCUUCAGUAAACCAUCAGGGGAAUUACUCCUGCUCUUUUCGUAAUUCCAGCAGGCGUUCCUGGAUCAACCUCAGAGUAUACACAGUGGAGUCCAAAGAGUCUGGAAAAAUGAUCCAGGACUCUAAAACAUGUUACACAGAUAAGUCCUGCACUUUAUAUUGCCAUGAUGAAAAUAUUCUCUUUGAUACCUGGAAUAUCACCAGAAACAGCACUACAUGUCACAAGGAGGGCGAGCCAUCUCCAAAAGACGGCUACUUCUCGAGUGUGAAAAAAGAGGACAGUGGCAUCUAUACCUGCACCUGGUCUUACCUGUAUGAUGGUCAAAUAUAUAACAUGACCUCUAUGGUGAAACUUGAUGUCCAACCAAGCGAAAUAACUAAGAAAGCAGUGAUAAUUUCACCAGAGAACAGCCAAGAAUUUGAUGUAGAUUUAGAUUCAACAGUGGUGAUUGAUUGUAAAGCAGUAACGUCUUCGGACACUGAUGACUUGUUCUGGUUAAGCGGCGAUUCAUUUGUGGAGACAAAUAGCACUCUGCCCGUUUUCUAUAAUUAUACAUGGGUCAACAGCACAGAGGAAAUCAGCAUGACAGCAUCUCUAGUCUUCAGACAAGUGUCAGAGGAGGAUCUGUCAAAAAAUUAUACCUGUAAACUGCAAUCUGACUAUGAAACAAGCUUUGUCACCAUCACCCUAAAACAAAACGAAACUUUUAUACCACCAAUGAUCAUUUCACCAAAGAAAAACCAAGAAUUUGAUGUAGAUUUAGAUUCAACAGUGGUGAUUGAUUGUAAAGCAGUAACGUCUUCGGACACUGAUGACUUGUUCUGGUUAAGCGGCGAUUCAUUUGUGGAGACAAAUAGCACUCUGCCCGUUUUCUAUAAUUAUACAUGGGUCAACAGCACAGAGGAAAUCAGCAUGACAGCAUCUCUAGUCUUCAGACAAGUGUCAGAGGAGGAUCUGUCAAACAAUUAUACCUGUAAACUGCAAUCUGACUAUGAAACAAGCUUUGUCACCAUCACCCUAAAGCAAAACGAACCGUUUAUACCGCCAGUGAUCAUUUUACCAAAGAACAAACAAGAAUUUGAGGUAGAUUUAGACUCUACAGUGGUGAUUGAUUGUAAAGCAGUCACGUCUUCAGACAUUGAUGACUUGUUCUGGUUAAGCGGCGAUUCAUUUGUGGAGACAAAUAGCACUCUGCCCGUUUUCUAUAAUUAUACAUGGGUCAACAGCACAGAGGAAAUCAACAUGACAGCAUCUCUAGUCUUCAGACAAGUGUCAGAGGAGGAUCUGUCAAACAAUUAUACCUGUAAACUGCAAUCUGACUACCAAACAAGCUUUGUCACCAUCACCCUAAAGCAAAAAGCUGUUUCACAUCUCGCCAUGGGUUUAUGCAUUUUUCUCGCUGUGUUGGUGGUAUUACCAGUAGCUAUUUAUACUAUGUUUAACAUCAUUCUUUGGCUGCAAAAAAAUCUUGGCUUCUACCACAGAGCCCCAGACAGGGAAACUGCAUCGUUUGAAGACUCGCUUCUAAACAGAAACAGCAGGAGGCCUUGAGUACAGGUUCAUCACCAGGGACUUACAGCUCUGCGAGGUUGUGUCACCUGAAAUGGCUCCAUGUUGCACUCCUCCUCCUUCUGAAAGAAGCUUCGUCAUUACCUGCCCGUCCCACAGAGAGCACCCAGAGAUUUAAUAUGAGUAUACAGGUAGAGGUACAUUCAGAGUUUAUUUUAGACACCUGAACAUUGCCAGGUGCCAGGCAUCCGCCUAGCAACAAAAAAAAAUUAAACAUAUGUCUCUCUUUGUGAUAUAUGGGCCUGUACCAGCUCAUAUAAUGUUUAU
This is a messenger RNA of Maylandia zebra (zebra mbuna), 2183 nucleotides long. RefSeq lists its product as uncharacterized. The record is from RefSeq and is a predicted model, not a curated record. Gene Ontology annotation, biological process: signal transduction. Gene Ontology annotation, molecular function: interleukin-1 receptor activity. Lineage: Eukaryota; Metazoa; Chordata; Actinopteri; Cichliformes; Cichlidae.